AGCCCAGAUUUAACAGAAAAUCUGGUGGGCGUUGAGAAGUUCCUUAUGACACACUAAUCCCAAGCUGCUGACUGGACCUGCCCCUGGCAGAGGCAACCUCCAGGAGGACUCAAGCACCAGGUGGUCCCAAGGAGGAGCUGCCUACCACGCAGGGGAAAGCCAAGACUCAGCUUAGAUCACACGGCUUGCAGGAGGACGAGACAGAAUUUGAACCCAGGUCUGACUUUUGCGUCUCACCCGGCUGCCUCUCAGUGCUGACAGGAAUUAACAGCUUGGCCCUGACUUACUCUCCUAGGGAAGGGGCUGCCUGGAGGGGCCGGGACAGAGGAAGUGGGGCCCUUCUUCUUCUGAGGAACUCAGCGUCUUCCAGAGGCAACAUGUCAGAGGGGGUGGGCACAUUCCGCAUGGUUCCUGAAGAGGAACAGGAGCUCCGCUGCCAGCUGGAGCGGCUCACAACCAAGGACCACGGGCCUGUCUUUGGCCGGUGUAGCCAGCUGCCCCAACAUACCUUGCAGAAGGCCAAGGACGAGCUGAAUGAGCGGGAGGAGACUCGGGAAGAGGCGGUACAAGAACUGCAGGAGCUGGUGCGGGAGCAGGCAGCCACCGGGGAGGAGCUGGCCCAGGCAGUGGCCGAGAGGGUACAGGGAAGGGACAGUGCCUUCUUCCUGCGCUUUAUCCGUGCACGCAAGUUUGACGUGGGGCGUGCCUACGAGCUGCUCAGAGGCUACGUGCACUUCCGGCUGCAGUACCCUGAGCUCUUCGACAGUCUGUCCCUGGAGGCCAUCCGCUGCACCAUUGAGGCCGGCUACCCUGGUGUCCUCCUCAGUCGGGACAAGUAUGGCCGAGUGGUCAUGCUCUUCAACAUUGAGAACUGGGACUGUGAGGAGAUCACCUUUGACGAGAUCUUGCAGGCAUAUUGCUUUAUCCUGGAGAAGCUACUGGAGAAUGAGGAAACUCAAAUUAAUGGCUUCUGCAUCAUUGAGAACUUCAAGGGCUUUACCAUGCAGCAAGCUGCUGGGCUCCGGCCUUCGGAUCUCAGGAAGAUGGUGGACAUGCUCCAGGCCUGUAAAUUCGAGGCCCCACUGUAG
Molecule: messenger RNA, 1088 nt
Organism: Trichechus manatus latirostris (Florida manatee)
Lineage: Eukaryota; Metazoa; Chordata; Mammalia; Sirenia; Trichechidae
Gene: RLBP1
Product: retinaldehyde binding protein 1
Exons: 9
Coding region: 378-1088 (236 amino acids)
Cellular component (GO): membrane
Molecular function (GO): phosphatidylinositol bisphosphate binding
Source: RefSeq, a predicted model, not a curated record